Messenger RNA from Mizuhopecten yessoensis (Yesso scallop), 3965 nucleotides. Its product is annotated as glutenin, high molecular weight subunit DX5-like. Bases 7 to 2994 code for a protein of 995 amino acids. The record is from RefSeq and is a predicted model, not a curated record. NCBI's taxonomy places the organism in Eukaryota, Metazoa, Mollusca, Bivalvia, Pectinida, Pectinidae. The transcript is spliced from 4 exons.
CUUGCAAUGUUUUGUCAUUACACGAGCACAUCAACAGAAAGAAGUUCAAGAUUGUUCAAGAUGUGGAAUUUGUCAGUUUGCGUCCUCUUCUUAUUCAUGUUAUCCCGCGUUAGAAGUUUGCAGCUCAACGAGGCGGGACAAUUCUUCAAUAGCAGACGAUACGGAGGUUUUGUCAGUGUUUCAGAAAACGAGAACUCAUUCAUCAUUAUGUCUAACGGUGUGCCUGACCACGCCCCCGAUACCCAGACAUCACAACCAAUCAUACUUCGGAACAACGUCUUUAAUGUUCCGAAGAACCCCACGAUAGCAGAAGAACCCGGAUGUCUCCCGAUGGGACCAAUAGGAAUAUCUCGGACCGGCGUGGUUAUCUUUAACCCUCUCAACAGAGAGGGUCAGAAUGCCGUGGAAGGUGACACAGCUGAACAGCUAGAUGAAUGUAGUGGUCAUGCAGACCGCAUGGGCGUCUACCACUACCACGCCCUUCCUACAAACUGUCUAUACAAGGGAGAAGAAGACGAACUGAUUGGUGUAGCACGUGACGGGUUUCCUAUUUACGGACCAAUGGCGUCUGACCUUAAACGAGAGGUCAUGAACUCUGACCUUGACGAAUGUCACGGUCGGUUUGUAAACGGACAGUACCGAUACCAUGCUACCAACCAAUUCCCAUACUUCCUUGGGUGUUUAAGGGGAACCAUGCCCCGUCGAAUGGGGGAGCCGACGAGAACCUGCAAUGAAACGUCAGCUUUCGACAAGCAAUGGGGCUACUUGUGUGCAUGCGACAGACCUAACACCACGGACAGGCAGGGUCAAGGUCGUUUCUCGCCGGUGUUGGGAAGGGACGGAUCUCCACGACCUAUGGGGUUUAUCCCAGGCCAGGGUCAAGACCCGUUUGGAAGAAGACAGAUGAGUCCAGGUCCCAUGGUGGGAGGACAAAUUCCAGGACAGGUUAUGAUUGGUCCUAACGGACAGCCAAUCAGCACAGCAAAUCAAUUUCAAAUCGGCCCCAAUGGGCAGAUAGUUAACGGCGAAAAUCAACUCCAAAUUGGACCAAAUGGACAAAUAAUUGGUAGAGGAAACCCAAUGCAAGAUGGUGCCAAUGGACAACUACAGAAUCCCGGAAGUCAACUUCAAAUUGGUCCGAACGGAAAUCCUAUUCAAAUGCCUAUAUCGACAGGUCCUAGUGCUACUCAAGGACAAAGACCUCUGGGAUUUUUACCUUCACAACAACAAGGAGAGGGAACUGAACAAGCAAAUGGAAAUCCAGUACAAGGACAGAUUCCGAGACCUCUCGGAUUUUUACCUACACAACAACAAACUGGAGGAGAGCAAGUGUCUAUUGGACCAAACGGUCAAAUAAUUAAUUCUGAAAGUCGAAUUCAAAUUGGUCCUAACGGAAACCCAAUUCAGAUGCCUAUUAUGACAGGUCCGGGUGCUAUUCAAGGUCAAGCACAGAGACCUCUCGGAUUUAUGCCUGCACAACAGCAAGCUAGAGGAGAACAAGUGUCUAUUGGACCAAAUGGACAAAUUAUAAGCUCGGAAAGUCAAAUUCAAUUUGAUCCAAACGGUAACCCUGUUCAAAUGCCUAUAUCGACAGGUCCAGGUUCCAUUCAAGGACAAAGACCUCUCGGAUUUUUACCAACGCAACAACAAGGAGAGGGAACUGAACAAUCAAAUGGAAAUCCCGUACAAGGACAGAUUCCGAGACCUCUCGGAUUUUUACCUACACAACAGCAAACUGGAGGAGAGCAAGUGUCUAUAGGACCAAACGGUCAAAUAAUUAAUUCUGGAAGUGAAGUUCAAAUUGGUCCUAACGGAAACCCAAUUCAGAUGCCUAUUAUGACAGGUCCGGGUGCUAUCCAAGGUCAAGCACAGAGACCUCUCGGGUUUAUGCCUACACAACAGCAAGCUAGAGGAGAACAAGUGUCUAUUGGACCAAACGGUCAAAUAAUCAAUUCCGGAAGUCAAAUUCAAAUUGGACCUAACGGAAACCCAAUCCAGAUGCCUAUCAUGACAGGCCCGGGUGCUAUUCAAGGUCAAGCACAGAGACCUCUCGGGUUUUUACCUACACAACAACAAAGAGAGGGUGGACAAUUUUCAGGAAACCCAGGACAAGGACAGAUUUCAACUCCACUUGGAUUUUUGCCUGGACAAGAGAUAGGCAGACAACAACCCAAUGGAAUGCAAAGACAGCAGACACCUCUCGGAUUUUUACCAAGACCAUCCGUUGAAGGUGCUGAACAGUUGACCAGCAUGCCCGGUCAGGGUCAAAUACCAAAUGUUAAUGGCCGUCCACCUUUUCCAGGGGCUUUCCCCUUACCUCAAAAUGGCGAACAAUCGAACAGUGAACAAUCACGCUUCGCAAACGGUGUCGCUGAAAACGGUGAACAACCACGUACUGUAAACGGUAUCCAACAAAAUGGCGAGCAACCACUUCCGAUAUUCGUUAACGGUGUUGCACAGAACCCGGAUCAGCCAAUGACGAGACUGGUAAGGACACAGAACGGUCAAGUAAUCUCUGUAUUGGUUAACUCUGGUUCUCAGAAUGGACAGACACUCACCGUCCCCCGCGUCGAUCGACCGAUAGGGAACAAUAUUCCAAGGUUCGAAGUUCGCCGCUUCGGUCAGCCACCUACCACCUUCUUGACACAAAAUGGCGGAAUGAUUCCAACUGCCAACCCACAAGUUCCAGGGCAACCACCAAUGGUAGGGCCUCCGUUUGUAAGGCAAAAUGCAAACGGGAUGGGAAUAGGGCCUCAAGGUCAAGGACGAUUUCAACCUAUUAAUCCUUCACCUUCAUCAAAUGCUGCAGUUCAAGGUCAAACUGAAACCAUAGAAGGUCUAGAGAUCCUUGAUAAAUCUACUCAAGAAAAUAAUCAGGAGAUAUCCGAUUCCUUGUUACGAAAACCUUUUGAUGGUCAACGGCGACGGUUGCCUGGUUUUGGUCAGUAUGGUAGAUAUCAUAUGUUCAACAUGUAUCUAGGGGACAAGUUAUGAUUCCAUCCAGACAAAGGAGAGGUGUAUGCGAGAUAUAAAGUCACCAAAGAGCCAGUAAGAGGUCGGCGUCCACCCCAUUUUGCGUGAGAAGAACUUUAGCUCAGUACGCAAUUGGAAGUGAAGUUUGAUAUAGUACUACAUCUAGUAAUACCGACCGUUGAGUGAGGAGACUUUCGUUGAGUACUGUUCACCGUUCCGUAUUAUGGAGCUACGACUUUGAGAUAGUAUAGCCGAACUUAAAACAAAGAUAUUGUUGUAUAUAACGAUCAACUUUACGACUUUGGAUACUGCCGAACUUUGUGCAAGAAUGUCGUUAAGGUAUACUGAACGUUUAGCAAUUGACAGUAGCUGUUUGAGAGCAAAUGUUGUUUAGGAGAGAUAUUGAACCGACAUAUUUCAAAUUUAUGGUGCAAAAUUAGAAUUCACCAAAAAGCGCGACUGUAUGGUUUAUCGGUCGUGUGUCAAAUAAAACACUUUUGUAAUUUUAUAGAAAUAUGGAAAACUAAAUAAUGUAACAGUGGAAAUUGUCGAGAACGCAAAUUAUUGCAUAUUGACGCUUCGUACAAUUCGCGGAGAGGAUAUUUUCGCGUUUGAAAUGUAGCCGUAAUGUAUAUCUAUAAUUCCGCGUAAAUAUUUCACGCAGAUUUAACAUAUCGCGUAGAGAAUAUGUCAACAGCGAAAAAAUGUUUUUUUUACAGUAUAUAAAUCAAUAUUGUGUAUGUGAGAAUGAGAUAUUAUAUUUGUUUGUGUGAGAGUCUCCUUUCUGUAGAAUUCAUAUAAUAUUAUUUGAAAUAAGUCAGUCAAACAGUUGUUGUACAUUGUAUGUAUUUACCUUUUAUAAAGUUUAUAAUAUAGUUUCUAAUGUUUGAUACUUAGGAGGGAGAUAAUUACAGGAAGGGCCAUCCUUAAUGUUGAAUAUGUAAAUUAAUGAAUAUGAAAUCCAUAAUUCUGUGUUGUAAACAAAUAAAAAU